AUGUCGUCGUCAAACAAGUACCGCAGCUCACACCACUAUCAUUCGCAGUCGGUGUCAUCCAUCCUAGACAGGCACGAUAGCACCAGCCCCGGCGCAGGACUCCAACGACGACCGACCACCACCUCGUCAUACGCAUCCACUGGUAGCGCCGGCCGACGAGUACCACGCGACAACGGGACGAGAUCGAGCGAUGGGACUGUGAGUACCAUGAUGAGCACCACAUCAAGUACCGGAAGAGAAUCAGCAGCAACAACGGCCAUGACCGAGGGUCCGGCAUACUCCAAGAAGGUGGUAGUGGUGGGCGAUGGCGGUUGCGGGAAGACAUGUCUUUUGAUCAGCUAUAGUCAGGGAUACUUUCCAGAGAAAUAUGUCCCAACUGUCUUCGAAAACUACAUCACCUACCCGACGCAUCCACCGACCGGUAAGACCGUCGAGCUCGCUCUAUGGGAUACCGCCGGCCAAGAGGAAUACGACCGCUUGCGACCGCUUUCAUACCCAGAAACCGAUCUCAUUUUCGUCUGCUUCGCCAUUGACUGCCCCAACUCUCUUGAGAAUGUCAUGGACAAGUGGUACCCCGAGGUCCUCCACUUCUGCCCGUACACCCCUCUCAUUCUCGUCGGCCUCAAGUCCGAUCUCCGCCACAAGAAGACGUGCAUCGACAUGCUCAAGACACAAGGUCUCACCCCCGUCACCACCGAACAAGGUCUCGCCGUCGCCAAGAAGAUGGGCGCCCAGUACAUGGAGUGCUCGUCAAAGGAGAUGAAGGGUGUCGAAGAGAUUUUCGAGCAGGCCAUCCUCACAGUCGUUGCCAACGACAGGAAAACGCUGGAACAGGAAGCCGCGAGCGGCAUGCUGGGUGUUGGCACGGGGUCGAGCGGAAAGGGCAGCGGAAUCUCGUUCAGCAGCGGUGAUAAGGCCAGUGGCGGGAUAGGGCCCGUCAAGGCGGCGGGCGUGGGCGGCACGGUUGUUCCGAUUGUGAAGAAGAAGAAGAGAAAGUGCGGUAUGAUGUGA
This is a messenger RNA of Sordaria macrospora k-hell, 1011 nucleotides long. RefSeq lists its product as uncharacterized. Gene Ontology annotation, cellular component: cytosol. Lineage: Eukaryota; Fungi; Ascomycota; Sordariomycetes; Sordariales; Sordariaceae. The record is from RefSeq and is a predicted model, not a curated record. Gene Ontology annotation, biological process: small GTPase-mediated signal transduction. Gene Ontology annotation, molecular function: protein kinase binding; GTP binding; GTPase activity.